Messenger RNA from Klebsormidium nitens, 2387 nucleotides. NCBI's taxonomy places the organism in Eukaryota, Viridiplantae, Streptophyta, Klebsormidiophyceae, Klebsormidiales, Klebsormidiaceae. The record is from the annotation of a GenBank genome assembly.
CUUAGUACACCAUGACAGCCUGCUCUCUUCAUUCUGGCCGUGCUCUCUUAAUUGACAGUUCAUUCAACUUCAACUCAAGGCUCAAUAUCUUCAAACUUAAAAAGUUAAUCCAGUUUCCAGCCGCCAACGUCCUUCGCAAUGGCGACCAACAGGGUGGCAGCGGUUGCUGCAUCAUCUAUUCCUGCGCACGGCUUUAGAAAAAGCGUUAGUUUACCAGCCUCAAAUUUGCAGACAACACCACAUGCUGCAGCGGGUGCAAGUUGGCGGCGGUCCUUAGAAGGUCGGUGCCCGUGUGGUUCAAGAAUUGUAAGCAAGAAUGAAAGCGCAAGUCCACGGCACAAGUGGCCAAAUGAGAGAUUGUCACUGGCGAAAGAACGCGAGAACCUGAAGCAGUUUGCUGUGCAGAAAAGACGAUUGCAAUUUCAGUCAGCUAGAUCUGUGAAAGUCCUAGCUCUUGGAGAAAAUGGGAGGGAAGACGCCCAAGAAUUGCCGGAGCCGAGUGACGGAUGGAGGCAGAGAUCAAGGCCCAGCAAUCCAAGCACUUCUUACGGUUCAGAGUCCAAUUCUUUGGCAGAAAGUUUGGAGCCUGCUGAAAGUGGAGGUAUGGAAGACGUGGAGAGGGUGUAUACAUCAGAAGAAAUUGGGGACUAUGAGAGCGAUCGAAGGAGGCAGUACAGAGCGGACGUAGAAAGCGGGGCGAGAGGCAUUGCGAGCGUGUUCCGAGCAAUGGGCAAUUCUGUCACGUGGGGAGUAUCGAGCACGGGAAGGGGGCUGUCGGCAAUCCAGUCGGGCGUGCAGAACCGUUGGCGACGAGCCCGGAACCCCCGACGGCCGGAGCCUGCUUCUGAACAGGACCCUGAUUCCUUAGGAGACAGCGACAGUGAUUCCGAGUGGGAUGGAUCAGAGCCGGCUGUUCUGUUGGCAAGUACUGAGACGCCUGCCGCUGUCGAAUCAGAGGCAUUUGUCAGGCAGCAAGGGGACGCGAGCACUAGCGAUAGCGGGCGGCCAGGGGCGGAGGACACGUGGGAGGAGCCGUGGGAGACGAUCAAGCGGUGGUGGAACAACCCGGCGUUUUUCCGCUUCCGCGUGUCGCUCUCGAUGGCCAACCUCACCAUGGCGCUGCCCGCCUUCAUUGCACGGGUCUCAGCCAUGUACCCGACGUUUGUAGCGGGCCUCCACUCGCAGCUGCUGACGAGCCAGCUGUCGCUGCCCAUCAUGGCGCCCCUCCUGUUCGGCGGCGGCAUCGCCUUUAAAGCCAUUAUGUCCAACCUGGGGUUCGUGCUUCCGCGGCUAGCUAUGGCCGGCGGCGUGCUGUGGAUCCUGUGGGCAACCAAUUACGCGAUGCAGGAGGCGAUAGCGCACCUGCGCAACAACGGCGCUAUCGACCGGAGGAUCUCCAACGUCCUGGUGCUCACUGUCGAGUUGGUCGCCAGUACGAUUGGUCUUGUCACGAUUCUAUCAUCGGUCGGCGUGAGAAUUUCGUCCCUUCUUCUCCCCGGAUUUGCGGCAGUCGCUCUGGCUGGAAAGGACGUGUGGCACAAUUACUUUGCCGGCUUCUUCCUCUUCGCGGCGCAGCCCUUCCGUCCCGGCGACUCUGUGGCGCUGCUCUGCGGGGCGGGUGUCGCCCCCCCCUCGCCCACGUCCGCCGUGCCCCCCGGCUGGUUCGAAGGCGUCUGCGAAUCCGUCGACCUCAGAUACACCGUCCUCCGAAACGGGCGGCAACGGCUUCUCGUCCCCAACGCGCACUUCGUCAACCGGGAGUUUCUCGUCACCGACGCUGGGCCCGUCGUCACUAGAGCUCCGCCCACGGCCCGGACCGACUCUCCUCGGGGGGUCAAAAAUGGCAGGGCAAAGGGCACCCCCGGAGGAACAAACGGGCCACCCGGGAUGCCCGGUCAGAAGGUGUCACCAAACGGUCAAGACAAACGGGGUGGGUUUAUGCCCACGUCGAGUAGUAAUGGAGGGCCGGGGCCGAUGCCGAGUGGACCAGGAAUUGCGGUCCCAUGGGGAAAGUAAGUGGUAAUUUAGCUAUGUGGUGUGAAGAGAAAAAUAACAGUUGCGUCCUUUGUAGCCCAUAGGGACAACGGGUCGCUAGAGGGCUUGGUCAAAAAGAGUCAAAUAAGAGAGUUGUCGAAGACGUUUCGUCCGCCAAAUGCUCACUGCAAUAGGGCAAGACCCGUUUUGAAGACACAUCGUAGCCAUGGCGGAGACGAUGCAUAGGCUCGUUCUUAUAGACAUCCUCAGCGGAGGGUGUUCAAGUUGGCUGAUGCUGCUACAGAUUUACAUUGUCAAUUGUACACUAAACAAAGCGAGCAGGACGUACUUUUGAAUUGCGAUGCGUAGUGUUCAUGAUUGUGCACCAUACGUGUCUCUGUUUCAUGCCCUUA